AUGCCCUCAGACGACUACACCACCGUCGCCCGCGGGCCUCUCAAGUUCAAGGGCGUGGUGGCCGGGGGUAAAGUCAAGAAACAUAAAAAGAAGAAGGACAAGACGGACCUGGAGAAAAAUCUAUCGACCGGCGGAGACAACAACAAGUCGCCAGACAUAAACGACGAUGACGAGAAGAAGCAAUUACAACUGAGAGAGGGUAGCGCAGAUGUAGAGAAACGGGAACGAAGAACAAGUCAAAGCCAGGAAAGAGAAGAAGACGAGACGAAAACCGAGGCGGAGAGGAGGUUUCUGGAGGCUAAGAGGAAGAGGCUAAAAGAAAUGACCGAAUCUGGCCGCGUCCGCCCCGAGCUGCUCAAGACACACAAGCAGCGCGUGGAGGAGCUGAACGCGCACCUGUCGCGCUUGAGCGAGCAUCAUGAUAUGCCCAAGAUUGGACCUGGUUAA
Messenger RNA from Neurospora tetraspora, 447 nucleotides. RefSeq lists its product as uncharacterized. Bases 1 to 447 code for a protein of 148 amino acids. The record is from RefSeq and is a predicted model, not a curated record. Lineage: Eukaryota; Fungi; Ascomycota; Sordariomycetes; Sordariales; Sordariaceae. Gene Ontology annotation, cellular component: nucleolus. The transcript has 2 exons.